GGUGAGCAGACAGCAGCAACCCAAGGAGUUCACUGCUGGGAAAUCCUAAAAUCCACCCAGUUGGGGUCAAUCUUUGGGGAGUGGGCAGCUUCAUCCCCCUGUGGCUCUUCAGCUAAGGUGGAAGUGCUGUCCCAAAAUUUUCCACGAGUGGCACUGCUUGGGGAUACUAUUGGUUCAUUUAGAGACAGGGGCUGAGCAAAUCCCUCCCACCCAGGGCAGGACCUGGCUGCUGGGCUCUAGGCUUUAUUUCUGGGGGCGGGGAGGAAGCACAGCACGAAAAGCAAAGCUUUUUGUUUCGUCACCGCUCUCCAAAACCACGAUUGCAGCACAAUUUGUGGCAGCACAAAACGGGGCAGACCCGGAGACAGCCCUGUCCCCUCUGCUGGGAUCCCAGCACCACCUUCCAGCAGGAAAGGAGUCGAGAAGAGAGGAAAGGAACGAAGUCAGAAGGAAAGUAGCCGGGAGGAAUUGAACCGGGUGGCCGGAACCACUUUCAACCCUCAUCCAGCCCCAUCUCUGCUCUGUUCCCGCACUGCGCAGACCUGAAGCUGGGACCUCACCAACAAGAGGAAGGAAGCGGUAUCUUUGCUCCGAAACAGUGCUCUCACUCGCUGCAGGAUGAGUACACCCGAUGAGGAGCCGACCAAUCCAGCCCACACACUGUUUGAGCACUUCGUACGCGCCAGGCAGUGCCAGGAGGUACUGAGCUGCUUUGUGGAGCUGUGUCAACAUCUGGGGCUGCGGGGCAAUGGGCUGCAGCUGUACCACAGCCUCAAGACUGCCCUCAACUUUUGGAGUGCCAAGGCUCUGUGGAGCAAGCUGGAUAAGAAAGCAGGACACAAGGACUACGACCAGGGCACUGCCUGCACCCGCACCAAGUGUCUGGUGGUGGGUGCUGGUCCCUGUGGGCUGCGCACUGCCAUCGAGCUGGCGCUGCUUGGCGCCCGUGUGGUGCUGCUGGAGAAGCGUGACUCUUUCUCCCGUAACAAUGUGCUGCACCUCUGGCCCUUUACCAUCCAUGAUCUGCGGGCGCUGGGCGCCAAGAAGUUCUACGGGCGUUUCUGCACUGGCACACUGGACCACAUCAGUAUCCGGCAGCUGCAGCUCAUCCUGCUGAAGGUGGCCUUAUUGCUGGGUGUGGAGGUGCAUACCAAGGUUGAAUUUAAAGGCCUCCAGCUUCCAACAGGCAAAGCAGCUGGACAGGGCGGCUGGCGGGCUGUGUUGCAGCCCAGCUCCUCUCCCCUCAGCCACUAUGAGUUUGAUGUCCUCAUCUCGGCUGGGGGAGGCAAGUUUGUCCCAGAAGGCUUCAAGAGGAAGGAGAUGCGGGGCAAGCUGGCCAUUGGCAUCACCACCAACUUCAUCAACCGCUACAGCCAGGCAGAGGUGGAGGUAGCUGAGAUCAGCGGCGUGGCCCGGAUCUACAACCAGAAGUUCUUCCAAAACCUCUACAACAAAACAGGGAUUGAUUUGGAGAACAUUGUCUACUACAAGGAUGAUACGCAUUACUUCGUCAUGACAGCCAAGAAGCAGAGCUUGCUGAAGAAGGGCGUCAUCCUGCAGGACAAAGCGGACAUUGAGAGCCUCCUGUCCCCAGACAAUGUGAACUGGGAUGCACUUCUCAGCUAUGCCAAGGAGGCCGCCAACUUCUCCACCAACUACUGCCUGCCUGAGCUGGAGUUCGCCCUCAACCAUCGCAACCAGCCAGACGUUGACAUGUUUGACUUCACCUGCAUGACACGCUCCGAGAAUGCAGCACUGGUGCGGGAGCACAACGGAGCACGCCUACUGCUGGGGCUGGUGGGCGACUGCCUGGUGGAGCCCUUCUGGCCUCUGGGCACCGGUGUGGCUCGGGGCUUCCUGGCCGCUUUCGAUGCAGCAUGGAUGGUGCGGCGGUGGGCGGCCGGGACACCUCCUCUGGAGGUGUUGGCAGAGAGGGAGAGCAUCUACCAGCGCCUGUCGCAGACCUCUCCGGACAACACCAACAAGAACGUUGCACAGUACAGCAUCGACCCCACCACACGCUACCCCAACCUCAACCUGCAGGCUAUCAGACCCAGCCAGGUCCGGGACUUCUACCUCAUAGGCAAGGUGGAGGUGGACCACGAGAAGAAGAUUGAUAACAGGCUCAGCAGCGCUGUCUGCGGAGACACCUAUAAGGAGCUGUUGCGCUGGUGCCAGGAUAGCACAGAUGGGUAUCAUGGAGUGGAGGUGACUGACUUCACAUCCUCCUGGACCAGCGGUUUGGCUCUCUGUGCCCUCAUCCAUCGAUUUCGUCCCCAUUUGGUGGAUUUCGAUGCCAUGGACCCACAGGACCCCAUACGCACCCACCAGCUGAUGCUGGAUGUGGCAGAGCAGGAGCUGGGCAUCCAGCCUAUCCUCUCCAGUGCUGAGAUGGCCUCUAUGGCUGAGCCCAACCGCCUGGGGCUUAUCACCUACCUCAGCCAGUUCUACGAAGCAUUCAAGCCUCCUCCUCCAGCGUCAGUGGAGCUCAGCAAGAAGCCACUGUCCCCCUGUGGCACCAAAGGGGCCAUCCUCUUUCUCAGCAAGCUGCAGAAGAACUGCAUCCUGGCUCACAAGCACACCCAGGCCAGUGUGCAGAAGGAUGUUGAGGGCAAGAAGAGCAAUAGGGACAGCACAGAUAUCGAUGCAGUGCCAUCUGGAAAUACUGUGAAUAACGACCACGAUGCACAACCUGCUGCCACAAUGGACCCCGCACAGACAUCAGUUCGCCCAGAAAGCAGUGAUGCCUGCUACUUCUGUGCACGCCGCGUCUACAUCCUGGAACGGGCCAGCGCCGAGGGACUCUUCUUCCACCGCAGCUGUUUCCAGUGCUGGCGCUGUGGGGCCACGCUGCGCCUAGGAGACUACGCCUUCAACGAAGAGGACGGUCACUUCUAUUGCUCACUUCACUUCCCUGACACCCUUAGCAUGGAGCUGCCCCUGUGUGAGCCACCAGUGCUGCUCCCAAACAAGCCUUCCAUGCUACCUGAUGGGGAUGCUGUCACUGACCAUGUGCUCUCAGAUGCUGGGAGCCCCUGUGCAUCCCCUGAGCAGGAGGAGUCCGGACCCCCACCCACUUCCCCACAGCCACCUGGGGAGCUCAAGGUAGAGGAGGGUGUGGGCACUGGUGAAAUGAAGGAUAGUACGGGCACUGGUGAGAUAGUGGAGCAGGAGCUGCUGCCUUUGGGGAUGGAGGAUACAAUGGAGGAGGAUGAGAAGAGCGAAGGUCCCAGCACAGAGCCUCAGAAGGCAGUGGAGGAUUCCGAAGAGAGUGGUGGCAGGAGGAAGAUAAUCCUCUCAGACCUGGAGAAGCUCCAUCUCUCCUCCCUGAGCCUCAUGGGUGACACAGAGGCUGAGCCUCCCCCCAAGCCAGCACGGCUGCGGCUGCAGGCACCACUUGAGGCCAUGCUAGGAGUGCAGGCACAGGUGGCCUGGGAGGAGGAGGAGAAGGAGGAAGAAGCAGCAGCCAUGGAGGAAGAUCUGGAAGAAAGCAACAGUGAGGAAGAGGAGGAGGAAGAAGGCUCAGACCUGGGCAUCGUGGGAGAGUUGAACCUGAUAGUGGAGGGCACAGAGAAGUACCCCGUCUGGAAACGCACACUGGACCGCCGUGCACGGGAAGCACAGAUGAAGCGGUUCUGCAAAGCCCAGGCCAUCCAGCGACGGCUGGAGGAGAUCGAGGUGACAUUCCGAGAGCUGGAGCAGCAGGGUAUCAAGCUGGAGAAGUUCCUUCGGGAGGACAGUGACAGCCCAGCUGACCAGAAGACGCAGUGGAUGAACCAGUUGCUGUACCUGGUGCAGAAGAAGAACAGCCUGAUGUUGGAGGAGUCGGACCUCAUGAUCACGGUGCAGGAGCUGAAGCUGGAGGAGCAGCAGUGGCAGCUGGACCGGGAGCUGCGUUGGUACAUAGAGAAAGAAGGCACAUGCUGCCACAAGGCAGAACUGGCGGCAUCGAAAGCUUUUGGUCCUGCAAAACCCCUCGUGCUCAAGCUGCUCCACUGCCUUCCUCAGGACAGCGCUUCAGUCCCAGUGUGUGACAGCUCCAUGCCCACCAGACCCCAAGGGCCCAUGGCCACCAUGGGCAGGUGGCAGCUUCAUGCCAGAUGUGGUGGGGCAGCAGCAGGAGCAGCGCCUGGAAGCCACUCUGGGACAUCCAUCCCAAUCAAGAACAUCCAUCCCAGCUGGGGACACCCAUCCUAAUCAAGGACAUCCAUACCAGAUGGGAACAUCCACCCCAACCCCUGACAUCUGGCUCUGCAAAUGGGGCCACCAAUGGCCAGACUAGACUGAGCCCAUAGCCCUGUAUCACCACUUUUGGGUGCCAACUCCAUACUGUCCCCAUCCACCACAGGAUACAAGGAUCAGAAACUCUUGUGCAAUGUGAUGUGGGAUGACGAUGUUUCCCCAGCAGCUCUCCUAGUGGAUUUUGCCCAGAGCUGGCGCUAUCUGUGACACAGAACAAAGGGCACAUCCUCCUUGGCCCUUUUGGGCUUCUCCAAUUUCAGUGCCUUUGCAUGGACCUUUAAAGGGUUUCCAUUUGCUGCAGAGCUGUUCUCCACAGUGAUGUGGUGCUUACAGUAUGGGAGUUCUGGGUGUGGGAUGCUCUGCACCUCCCACUCUGCUGCAAUCCCUGCCUUGGAAUAAAAACUCCUUGACAUGGCACAAA
Molecule: messenger RNA, 4663 nt
Organism: Centrocercus urophasianus (Greater sage-grouse)
Lineage: Eukaryota; Metazoa; Chordata; Aves; Galliformes; Phasianidae
Gene: MICAL1
Product: microtubule associated monooxygenase, calponin and LIM domain containing 1
Exons: 25
Coding region: 619-4197 (1192 amino acids)
Molecular function (GO): FAD binding; protein binding
Source: RefSeq, a predicted model, not a curated record